Molecule: messenger RNA, 510 nt
Organism: Vanderwaltozyma polyspora DSM 70294
Lineage: Eukaryota; Fungi; Ascomycota; Saccharomycetes; Saccharomycetales; Saccharomycetaceae
Gene: EGD2
Product: Egd2p
Exons: 1
Coding region: 1-510 (169 amino acids)
Biological process (GO): protein targeting to membrane
Cellular component (GO): nascent polypeptide-associated complex; cytoplasm
Source: RefSeq, a predicted model, not a curated record
AUGUCAGCUAUCCCAGAAGGUUCCAAUGUUACCGUUUUGAACAAAAACGAAAAGAAAGCUAGAGAAAUGAUCAGCAAGUUAGGUUUGAAGAAGAUUGCUGGUAUUAACAGAGUCACUUUCAGAAAGAAGGACAACCAAAUCUUUGCUAUUGACAAUCCAGAAGUUUACAGAUCACAAGGUGGUAACUAUGUUGUCUUUGGUGAAGCAAAGAUUGAUAACUUCAGCCAAAAAUUAGCUGCUGCUCAAGAGAAGAUCCAAUCUGUUUCUAAGAGCCCAGAAGAAAUCCAAAAGGACAUGCAAUUGGCUGCUGACCAAGCUGGUGACGAAUCUGCUAAGCCAGCUGCUGCUGCUGAAGAAGAUGAUGAAGCUCCAGUUGAUGCUGGUGAUUUAUCUGCUGAAGAUAUCGAAUUAGUUGCUUCUCAAGCUAAUGUCUCUAAGAACAAGGCCAUCAAAGCUUUGAAAGAACACAACGGUGACAUUGUCAACGCUAUCAUGGCUUUGUCCAAGUAA